AUGUCGCCGUCGAGCCACUGCAUUCCCCUUUUGGUACUGUUACUAGCAUUAUCCUUGACCACCGCAGUUUCCCCGGUGGCUGCCGCGCAGCAAGCUGAUGAGCUCUUGCGGCGGUGCGACGACACAUGCGGCGGCGUUCAAAUUCCAUACCCCUUCUACGUUAGCCCUUCUGCCAAGUGCGGCCCUCCCCCGUCCGAAGCCUUCCGCCUUUCUUGCAACGGCAGUGUCAAUUCCUCUUCCUCUCAUAUUUUCUUCCGGAGCUACCGCGUCCUCCGCUUCUUCCCCGACGGCCUCCUCCUGGAUUUCCCCAACUCCUCCUCCGUCUGCCGCCGCUACGCCGACCUCGCGUCCUUCGGAUUCGCCGGGAAUAACGACGGCUACUUCGGCGUCUCCACUGACAACGUCUUCGACUUGUACGGCUGCGAGGAUUCUUCGGUCUGCAGAGGCGAUUGCGGCGGCAGUUUAAUCCCCGCCGCCGCAUGCGCCGGCACCGCUGGCGGCCGCCCCGGCUGCUGCUUCCCGCUGUCCGAUCGCGCGGGCUGGACGGGUUUUUCCAUGUUUGCCCAGCUGGGUUGCAGGGGAUUUUCGUCGUGGGUGGUCUCCCCUGACAGUAAAGGCGGCAGUGAGAGAGAGAGAGGGAUUAAAGUGGAAUGGGCGAUUCCUAGCAACUCUUCGGAACAGAUUUGUGCCCUUAACGCCAAAAUCAUCGCAGCUUCCUCUGUUAUCUCAGGGGUAAGAUGCCAUUGUGAAGAUGGAUUUGCAGGGGAUGGCUUUACUUCUGGAGUUGGUUGUCUCAAGUCGUGCUUCAAAGAAGGGAAGGAAGUAUAUGGUCAAGAUUGUUAUGCAAAAUCACACAGACCAAUCAAAACAAAAAUUUUAGUCGGAGUCGUUACUUCAACAUUAACCAUUGCCUCCCUGACUGCACUUUUUUGUCUUCUAAGACGCCCCGCCAUGAAAGACGCUGACAGAUUUGAUCCUGAACAUAUCCACCAAACUCAGACCAACAUCUCCUUCCAAGACGCCUACACCACUCAUCAACUAUUCAAUUACAGUGAGCUAGAAGAGGCCACGGGGGGAUUCGCAGAUGCCCACAUUCUAUGCCAUGGCAACAAGGCCAAACUAUACGCCGGAACUCUCGUAAACGCCUCUCCAAUAGCCGUGCACAAGAUACAAUGCGACGGCCAAAGGGAUCUCCUCCAAACCUUAUCUGCAACCGAGAGGGUCUCCGCCGUUUUACACCGGAACCUCGCCCGCCCCCUCGGCUGCUCCGUCGGCUCUGGCCACACAUUGUUGGUCGUGUACGGCGGCUCCGCCAAUGGAACCCUCAUGGACCACUUGCGCCAUGGCCAAAGUGGAGCCCUCGAGUGGUGCGACCGGCUGGGCAUUGUUGCAGAAACGGCGAGCGUUCUUGCAUUCCUGCAGUGCGAGAUUUGUCCGCCCAUCUUCCACCACAAUCUGCAGUCUGGGUAUAUCUUCUUGGACGGCGAUUGGUCCGCCCAUGUCUCUGGGUUCGAGCUGGUAUCCGAUCUAGAUAGCCAGGCGGACGAGGAUGACGAGAAGAAGCAGGCCAUGAGCGAUGUGUACGACUUAGGAUUGCUUCUGCUGGAGAUUAUCAUGGGUGCGGAUGAACAUCAACUAUCAGACGAUCAUCGGCACCAGCACGCAAAGCUAGCGCUACAGAAGAUAAGGAGUGGGAAGAUAGAGGAGAUUGUGGAUGCGCAUCUUAAUUACCACGACCAGACGCCCUCGAAGCAAGAGGAGAUAGAUAUUGUGGCGGACCUUGCAACCAGAUGCCUACUGUUCAGCGGAGAUGGCAAGAUUCACAUGGCGGAUGUCGCCAGGGAGUUGCUUCACUUGACCAAUAAAGACGCUAGCAGGCGCAAGCGAGGCCACUCUACAUCAGCAUUGGAAGAGACAUUUUCUAAUUCCAGCCUCCUUCAGAUGAUAUCAAUGUCCCCCGACUCCAUUUUUAUCCCCUCUGCAGCCAGAGGAUUCUCAUAAUCUGAAUGUCAUUUUAGACCAGAUUAGACUCCACGAUGCAAUGUGAACCUUAAUUGGCUAAUUUAUGGUAUAAU
Molecule: messenger RNA, 2075 nt
Organism: Ipomoea nil (Japanese morning glory)
Lineage: Eukaryota; Viridiplantae; Streptophyta; Magnoliopsida; Solanales; Convolvulaceae
Product: probably inactive receptor-like protein kinase At2g46850
Biological process (GO): protein phosphorylation
Molecular function (GO): protein kinase activity; polysaccharide binding
Source: RefSeq, a predicted model, not a curated record